Molecule: messenger RNA, 3945 nt
Organism: Silurus meridionalis
Lineage: Eukaryota; Metazoa; Chordata; Actinopteri; Siluriformes; Siluridae
Gene: ksr1b
Product: kinase suppressor of ras 1b
Exons: 19
Coding region: 319-3135 (938 amino acids)
Biological process (GO): protein phosphorylation
Molecular function (GO): protein kinase activity; ATP binding
Source: RefSeq, a predicted model, not a curated record
GAUGCUACCGAAUGUCUGACAACAGAGGAAAGAAAAAAAAAUCCUCCGCGAGUCGCUGAGCGAAACUGAAGAGGGUUCAGGAGUGAGCAAACUGACAGUAAGACUUGCUGAGCCAAGCUGAGCUUUGUGUCUGUGUAAUGGCCGUUUACUGACCGCACAACCCAACAGUUUCAUCCUGGAGGACGUGUUUAGCUUUGGAUCUUCACUGGCCGGGUGUAGCCUUGUAGGUGUUUGAACAUGUGUUUGCGGUAACAGUGAGUAAGCGUGUGUGUGUGUUUGCGUGCGGUGCGGCUUCCAAAAAAGUGCCAAUGCUGAGGAAUGGAUGGUAAAGGAGGAAACAUGGUGGCUACACAUAAACAGGUGAAGAGGAAAAGCGCGAACACAGCAGCUCUUCAGCAGUGCCAACUUCUUCAGAACAUCAUCGACAUCACCAUCUCGAAUCUACAGGGACUCAGGACCAAGUGCGCAGCGUCUAAUGACUUGACCCAGCAGGAGAUCCGCACUCUGGAGGUGAAACUGGUCAAGUACAUCAGCAAGCAGCUGCAGUGUAAGCAGAGGGUUCCAGUGUGUGAACGAUCGCCAGCCCUCAACACCUACCCUCACCUAGUGGACUGGCUCCAUACCAUUAAUAUAAGGCAUGAAUUUAUAGAGGUAGUACCAUUGAAUCUGUCUCUAGAUGCAUUGCUACUGAUGUCCAGUUCUCAGAUACAGGAGACCAUGAGGAAACUGGGCUCCAGUGCUGAUGAGUGCACCCGCAUCACUGCUGCCCUCUCCUGUCUCACAAGCCCCACCACCUCCAUCUCCUCCAUAUCCUCCGCCUCAAGCUCUGGGCCAUGGACAGGACGGGAGCUCAAAGAUGACGGAAUUCCCUGGAUUGUAGAACCUGCUCUCUGUGACAUUAACACUUCAUUCUCAUCGAAGCAGCUUUCCUGCUCCACUCAAAGCCCACAAUCCUACAGCCCAAAACCAGCCAUUCGGGUUCCUUUAACCUCCACGAUGCCCGGCACCCAACGUUCUGUCUCUGUUUCUGCUGUAAGCUCUCUGGACUGCCCAACUGGAUCCUAUGUGUCCCCAAUGUUGAACGGACUAGCUGACCCUUUCUACUCCUCACCUCAGAUGCUACGGCACCCACUGGGACAUGUAUCAACUCCGCCCCCUACCCCACCCACCAUUCGGAACGAGCUCCUGAAACUCCCUCACACACCACCACCACCAUCCAAAUUGCGCCAGCUUUUCCCCACCCUGCCUCGCAGCAAGAGCCACACACAGCUCGCUAACCGCAUAGAGGAACCUGCACACAAGAAUGUGAAGAAGAAUAAAAUGCUUCCAAAUAUGCAUGUAAAUGUGCAAGAUGUGAGAAACGGCUAUGAGGAUUCACCCUCACGCUCACCACUGCUCUCUGUGCCCUCUCCCAACACACGCGUUCAUGUGGAAAGUCCAACACUGACAGACAAAGGAAAAUCUCCACAGACUGUGAGGAGGGAUUAUGGUCUUACAAUCACACAUAGGUUUUCCACCAAGUCAUGGUUCUCCCAGACGUGUGCAGUGUGUCGGAAAAACAUGCUCUUUGGUGUAAAGUGCAAACACUGCAAGUUAAAGUGCCACAACAAGUGUACCAAAGAAGCACCUCAGUGCCACAUAAUUCCAAUUUUGAAAAUCAGAAGAACAGAGUCGGUUCCAUCUGACAUCAAUAACCAAGUGGAGCGACUACCAACAACUACACAGUUUGGCACAUUACCCAAGAUUUUAAAUAAAAAGGAUCUUCCUCCACCUGUCAGUCAGCCAGACUCCAGCAGUAACCCCUCUUCUACCACCUCCUCCACACCUUCCUCACCUGCCUUCAGCUCAAGCAACCCACCAAGUGCCACUCCACCUGCAAACCCCUCGCCCAAAGGGCCCACUGAUGACCGUUUUAAUUUCCCAGCUUCCUGCUAUUAUCAGCUCAGACAACAGUUUAUCUUCCCUGAUAUAUCAAGUUCUCAACAUCAAGAUGGCCAUGACUCAGGAGAGACAGAGCACGUAGGUAGUGAGGUGAUUACACCAACAGUGAGGCAGGAAGACACAGCUGUGAAUGAUGAGGUUGAUAGUAAAGGAGAAAAACAGGAGCAAGAAAGACAAGACGAAGCUGCUUCUUCUGGGGAAUCUGAGGGUGAAGAGGAUGAGCUGGAUGACUUGCCCAGCUGCACGAGACCCUGGAAGGGGCCUAUCUCACGCAAGGUUAGCCAAACGAGUGUGUACCUGCAAGAGUGGAACGUUCCCUUCGAGCAAGUAGAGCUGGGGGAGCUUAUCGGGAAGGGGCGCUGGGGGAAGGUGUACCGCGGACGUUGGCACGGAGAGGUGGCUGUGCGCCUGCUGGAAAUAGAUGGAAAUAAUCAGGACCACUUAAAGCUUUUUAAGAAGGAAGUGAUGAACUACAGACAGACUCGUCACGAAAAUGUGGUGCUGUUUAUGGGAGCCUGCAUGAACCCUCCUCAACUGGCUAUCAUUACAAGUUUCUGCAAGGGGCGGACACUGCACUCUGUUGUCAGAGAUUCUAAAAGCUCACUUGACCUCAAUAAGACCAGGCAAAUCGCUCAGGAAAUUGUAAAGGGAAUGGGUUACCUCCAUGCAAAGGAUAUCGUGCACAAGGAUUUAAAAUCCAAAAAUGUGUUUUAUGACAACAACAAAGUGGUGAUCACAGAUUUUGGUUUGUUUGGGGUGUCUGGAGUGGUGCAGGAGGAUCGGCGAGAGAAUGAAUUGAAACUGCCACGAGGCUGGAUUUAUUACCUGGCUCCUGAGAUUGUACAGAGGAUGUGUCCAGGAAAUGAUGACCGCUUACCCUUUUCUAAAGCCGCUGACGUCUAUGCUUUUGGCACUAUCUGGUAUGAGCUGCAGGUGAGAGACUGGCCUAUAAAAACCCAGCCACCUGAAGCUGCUAUCUGGCUGCUGGGUAGUGGAGAAGGCAUAAAGAGACAGCUUGCCCAAAUCAGCCUGGGCAAGGAAAUCACAGAGAUCCUGUGUGCAUGCUGGUCCUUUGACCUUGAGGACAGACCGACAUUCUCUCAGCUAUCUGACCUGCUGGAGAAACUUCCUAAACUCAACCGUAGACUUUCCCACCCUGGACAUUUCUGGAAGUCUACUGAGUAUGUAUCGUAGAGCUGUGAGAUUGCAUGCCAUCACCCUGCACUGCCUCACUGAAGAGAGCAAGCAGAAGUGAACUCUUCUCAGAGAUGUAGUCUUUAGGAGCAUUCAUUUUUGUAUGAAUGUGUCUUCUUUGUUUGAGCCUUUUCCAAGUGUGUCUUAAAUUUGUAAGACAUUUUAAGGUGAAUCUGAUUUACCUUCGAUUCAGAAUUCAGUGAAUUCAGUGCAGCAGGUGGUUUAUUUUUUUAAUGAGCUUAAGUUUUAAAUGUGAAUGUUUUAUUUUAAGAAACAGCUGUAUGUUCUGUCUGAUUAAUAGAGUGAACAUUAGAGUGAUUAUAUAUAGAUAUGAAUUUUAAAUGAUUAUUCAACACACUGUGCAGUGAACUGUACUUUAUUAUUGGUUUUAAGUGUUCUUCUUCCAGUUACUUUGGUACUGUAGAUUCAGUCUUUUUACAUCACAUGUAUCAUCAUCAGUAACAAAUAAACAGGAAAUAUUUGUCAGGUUAAGAGCAUAUCUAGUGAACGCAAUAGAUUAAACUUUGCAAUCAUAUCAUAUAAAUGUUCAUUUUUUGUGCUGGGAAUGGAUCUAUUAUCUGUAUUUUCCUACGACUUCCUUUUCCUGUUUGGGCUAAAAUCACUAUUUUACUACAGUGCUGCAUCUCACAUUACUCACAUCCUCUAUCUGGUGUCUUUUUCCUUUUGUUUUUCCCCUGUGCCCUAGAACAUGCGUAGCUUCAGCACACAUGGACAUGGCUGGUUUACUAAAGGAAUCUGUCAUAUUACUCCAGCAUUAAAAAGCAAGCAAGUGCUUGAUGUAUGGUUUAA